AUGGCGUGGUCAAAGUCCACGCGGAUCAGCAUCAUGCUGGCCAUCGAUGUCGUCUUCUUCCUCGUCGAGUUGAUUGUCGGCCUGGUCGUCAAGUCGCUGGCCCUGACUGCCGAUGCCUUCCACAUGCUCAACGACAUCAUUUCCCUCUGUGUCGGACUCUGGGCCGUUGCCGUCGCAAGGAAGGCUACCACCGACAAGUACUCCUACGGUUGGUUGCGAGCCGAGAUUCUCGGUGCCUUCUUCAACGCCGUCUUCCUCAUCGCCCUCUGCGUCUCCAUCAUCCUCGAGGCCAUUACCCGAUUCUUUGACCCUCCCGAAAUCGAAAACCCCGUCCUCAUUCUCAUUGUCGGUGCACUCGGCCUUACCUCCAACCUCGUCGGCUUCUUUGUUCUCGGCGGCCACGGCCAUUCCCACGGCGGCGAGCACGAUCACGAUCACGGCGACGGCGAGCACGACCACGGACACGACCAUGACCAUCCCCACUCUGCAGAGCACGCCGCCGAGGAGGGCCGCGCCCACGUCUCGCACGCUACCGACAACGACGGUGGCAACGUUGGUGAUGUUUUCCCCGAAGCCAUCGUCGCUAGAGCCUCCGCCGGUGCCAACCCUGAGACACCUCGUCGCAUUCGGUUCGAUGGGGAAUCCGACCCGUCGGGCCGAGCUCAGAGCCGCACAUCCGCCACUUCCAAGAGCCAGAACCGAAGAAACAGCUCGCGAAACCACUCGCGUCUGACUAGUAUUGAGGACAUUAGCAUCUAUCCUUCGAGCUUCCGCCAGGAAAUCAUCGACGCCAGCCGUUCUCAGCGUGACGGACAGGAGUCGACCACGAGCGAGAGCGAGGUUGAGGAGACUGUUAUCGAGGAUGGCGAGCCUGAUGAGCAGUCGCCCCUGCUCAAGUCCAAGGGCAACGACCACUCUUACAUGAUUGAGAACUCCCGCGGCCGAUCCUCCCACAAGCACUCGAGACGGGAGUCCAGCCUUCACGUCGACCACAACCACAACAAGGAGCGUAAGAAGGCCUCUGGCGGCCACGGCCACGACCACGGCGAUAUGGGAAUGAACGCCAUGGUCCUUCACGUCAUUGGCGAUGCUCUGGGCAAUGUUGGUGUGAUUGUCACCGCUCUCAUCAUCUGGCUGACCGACUGGCCUGGCCGUUUCUACGCCGAUCCCGCGGUUUCACUCUUCAUCACUCUCAUUAUCCUCAAGUCCGCCAUUCCUCUCACCAAGGCAACCUCCAAGGUUCUUCUCCAGGCUACCCCCGACAACAUUGACCUCCAGGAGAUCCGCGAGGAUAUCGAAAAGUUGGAAGGUGUCAUCAGCUGCCACCAUGUUCACGUCUGGCAACUUUCCGAUACCAAGAUUGUUGCCUCCCUCCACGUCCACGUUAACUUCCCAAUCUCUGCCGAGAACGGUGAGAAGUACAUGAAGCUUGCAAAGUCGGCCCGCAGAUGUCUUCACGGAUUCGGCAUUCACGCAGCCACCAUUCAACCCGAGUUCUGCGGAGACGACGAGCACCAUGCUACCGAGCCCGAGCACAUUACUCAAUACGAUGGCACUGCCAUUGCUGGCUCGCCAAAGCAGACCUGCUUGUUGCAGUGCGUAGACAACUGCGAAGCAGGUGGCUGCUGUACCGAGUCAACAGCUGCCGGAAGUUUGCGCAGCCAGUCCACCCACAGCCACGAUGGCCACGGCCACGAUCACGACCACGGCAACAGUCAUAGCCACGACGACCAUGGACACUCUCAUUGA
Molecule: messenger RNA, 1749 nt
Organism: Colletotrichum godetiae
Lineage: Eukaryota; Fungi; Ascomycota; Sordariomycetes; Glomerellales; Glomerellaceae
Product: cation efflux protein
Exons: 3
Coding region: 1-1749 (582 amino acids)
Biological process (GO): intracellular zinc ion homeostasis; zinc ion transmembrane transport
Cellular component (GO): membrane
Molecular function (GO): zinc ion transmembrane transporter activity
Source: RefSeq, a predicted model, not a curated record